AUGGCGGACCUGCGAACGCUUGUCGGUAUUGAUGUGGAGCAUAACUCGGUUAGGCGGCACAAACACCGACGCCGUGUUGAUAGAUGGAGACACAGCCUCGCCGGCACGGAAGAGAGCAUUCUAGCCAGCCGCAAGACACCCAUCACGCGGCAUGUUGGUGGUAGCAUUGCUCUUGCUCUGCACAAGGUCUUGGAUCAGUGGACUGACACUGCCCGUCAGAGAAUUAUUGAUAGUUUAAUCAGGAUCAACAUUGGCACAACGAAACAACAGCAAUUCUUGAAGGCAGUCAUUGAGCGUGACUCGGAAAACUAUCUCGUGUUGCUCUGUUGUGUCUCUGUGGACCAUAUACUCGCGAACUACCGGGCUUUGGGGAAGCUCGGUUCAAAAUCGGAUAUUAAUCUGAAGGUUAGGCAAUGGAAAACUCAUCGCACCAUUGAUGAAGCCCUAGCUAAGGUGUCUUCAGAGACAUGGACGCUCUCAGAAACGGAUUUCUUCUUUCUCUCGGAAGGAUGCGGCAUUCUGGGGUGCGGAGGUGGUGGUGACCCAUAUCCGAGCUUUCUUUCUGCCCUGUCUUUGCUUCAACAAGGGGAGCCUAUUUACGUUGUAGUUCCGACGAGCAUUCCCGCCGGGGCUGCUGUGCCAGCAGUUGGGUUCAUGGGCUCACCUAAUAUAUUAUCAGAGCGUUUUCCAUCUGGACGGGAACUCAAAAACUCGGCGCAAUCAGUUAUGCACUAUCAUGGCGAGGCCAGUAAGGCCCUCUUUGGUGUGAUUUCCCUUGAGAUUGGAGGAUCGAAUGGGUCAAGUUAUAUGCUACCAAAUAUCUAUAAUAGUCCGCGGGAUUCAAGCUGCCGCAUGGACACGCCCGUCAUUGACGCAAAUCUCAUGGGUCGUGCUUAUCCUAACCUUUGGCAAACAACUCUUACGCGGGCUGGAAUUCCAAUGACGCCGUGCGCAGUGUCUGAUGCCAAGGGAGAACAGGAUAACACGUUAGCCACUGUCCCCGAUCUGAUUACUGUCCUUGACAGUCAAACCGGCAGUGCGGUAGGAACGCAGAAUUAUCUAUAUGGACUACACGUUUUUAUCAUCGCCUUGGUGGCCUCGCCUCAAUGGUCUGAUGAAGACGAACUCAAGGUUGGCGGACCAGCUGCAUUCCAGACUAUUACACCUGUCAACGGGCUAGAUGACGAAGGGUCUAAAGUCCAAGAAGCCGCUGGAGUUACUUGGUGGCCAACUUUCAUGAUUUACCAAGACGGGCAGGAAAAGUGGCAUGCCAAAGUUCCUAACCCUCCGGACCAGCAUUCUAUUUCCGCGCUGGCAAAUGCAUUAGAGACGGUGAAAGUGAAAGCUGAAAAGACCCAUGGCACAUAA
Talaromyces atroroseus is the source of this 1368-nucleotide messenger RNA. RefSeq lists its product as hypothetical. The transcript has 9 exons. The record is from RefSeq and is a predicted model, not a curated record. Bases 1 to 1368 code for a protein of 455 amino acids. NCBI's taxonomy places the organism in Eukaryota, Fungi, Ascomycota, Eurotiomycetes, Eurotiales, Trichocomaceae.